AUAAGAUUCGUCGUAAAUAAAGCAAAGUUUUUAAAAUGGAACAAAAUGAUAACUACUCAAAUGAUUCAGAGCUUACUAAGCAUCUUCAAGCUACCAUUAGGGAACUGAAUCUUGAACUGAGUUCAAUGAAGGAUCGUAAUCAGAUGCUCGAGCUAGCAAGAUUAGAUUAUGAAGAGCUUAUGGAUUCCUUUAAUCUACAGAUACGGCUCAAAAGGCAGAGCAUAAAGAGAAAAUUUGGAAUUGGGGAUAAUGAUGAAGUUGAAACUAAAAAAAUGAAACUCGAAGAAGAGUAUGUAGAGGAAGCAGAAGUAAAGGUUGAGGAUGAAGAAACUAUUUCAGCUUUCAAUGGGUUGGAGGAGUCUACAGAUUUAAUAUCUAACGUGACAGACAAGCCAAGUGUUAAUGAGAAUAUCACCGAAGAAUUAGAGAAUUCUGAAGAGCUAAAUAGGAAUCAGGUUGAAAUUGUUGAAGAACUAAAAAAUCCCAAAGAACAAGCAAUUCUAGGAAAGAAAGAAAAAAAAGAAAUAAAGAAAUCCCUACCGCAAGAAAAUUUAGAAGAGUCGGAAAAUCCUGAGAGAGAUUUAGAUAAGUCAAAUACUCUGGAGAACGAAGAAGCCAAGAGAAACAAGGAACUUCAUAAGUAUCAAAGCAAGACCAGUAUCUCUGAAAAAAUGACUGCAAAAGAAAAUCCUAAAGAUUUAAAGAAUUCUGGAUCACAGGAGAACUCAAGAAAGAUCAUUACUAUUGAUACUCAAACAGUAGAAACAUCUCUUUCACAAGAGAAUUCAUCAAACUCAGGAGAAUCGAGUGAACUUCAGAUGAAUUCUAAAGUGAAAAAUCUUAACAACGCAGAACAGGUUUCUGAUCAAGAGCUGAAAACCCGGUUUCUAGACUCUGGGUUCCAAAUGGGGGUUUUGCAGUAUUCACAGAUGAAUGAUAAGAGUAAUUGCUUAACCAACAUCAACAAUCAGUUAAAGAUGAGGAAUAAUGCUUUGCAACUAAAGUAUACAAAAUAUUUCAAUAAUAUGGUAACCCUGAAACAAGAUAACAACAAGCUAAAACAAGAUAACAACAACCUAAACCAAGAAAACGACAGUCUGACACAAUCUAACAACAAUCUGAAACAAGAUAACGACAACCUGAAACAAUCUAACAACAACCUGAAACAAGAUAACGACAAGUAUAAACAAGAUAACGACAAAUAUAAACAAGAUAACAACAACCUGAAACAAACUAACAACAACCUGAAACAAGAUAACGACAACCUGAAACAAUCUAACAACAACCUGAAACAAGAUAACAACAAGUAUAAACAAGAUAACGAAAAGCUCAAACAAUAUGCUGACAACCUGAGACAAGCUAACGACAAGGGAAAGCAAGAUUACAUCAACCUGAAACAAUAUACCGACAACCUGGAACGAUCUAACGGCAACUUGAUACAGGAUAACGACCAGCUGACACAAGCUACCGACGAGCUAAAACAAGAUAACAACAAGUUGAAACAAGAUAGCGAAAACCUGAAUCAAGAUAACAGCAAGCUAAAACAAGAUUACAGCGAUCUGAAACAAGAUAACGACAAUCUCAAACAAGAUAAUGACGAUCUGAAGCAAGAUAAAGACCACCUAAAAAACAUGAAUAAGGGUCUCAUUCAGGCCAAAUCAGUUCGCUCUCGUCUAAUAGCAAAGCUUUCUGAUGACAAAGAAAAGUUAAGUGACACGGUGAGACGUCUUAAGAAAGACAUGAAGAAGGCUAACAGAAAAAUUCUAGGCCUAGACAAAUACUCAUACUCCAGAAGAAAUUCUGUGGCAGUACAAACUUAAACAAAAUUGUAUCCAUUGAGGAGAAUUCUUCCAGAAGUGAUGGAAUACUAAUCAAAUCAAACAUGCUUUUAGAUUAUGAUUUUUUGUUUCGAUUAUGUACUGCCAGGACAUUUUCUCGGUAAACAAAGUUUUCUAAAUUUGGUAAUUUGUGAAUUACUUAUGGUUACAAGACCAAAAAGAACAUUUGCCUCCUUUGCUUCUUUAGCCCUGAUGUGAGAAAUAAGAAUGCUUAAUUUAAAAAUUAGUAUUGCUUAAAUUUACUUUUUGAUUUUAUAUCAACCGAGAUUUAUGAUCUGAAAUAACCUAGAAAUUGUUUUUUUUAUUCAAGAAAUCUUAAAUAUGUCAACUGUACAUCAAACAUACUGUUUUUUUUUCAAAAUCUAUAACAUGUUAUUUUACUACAAGUGUUUCAGAUUUUUUUUCAAAAUUGUGAUGUUUAAAUAAUUGC
Molecule: messenger RNA, 2268 nt
Organism: Eurytemora carolleeae
Lineage: Eukaryota; Metazoa; Arthropoda; Copepoda; Calanoida; Temoridae
Product: sporulation-specific protein 15
Exons: 3
Coding region: 36-1820 (594 amino acids)
Source: RefSeq, a predicted model, not a curated record